Messenger RNA from Amborella trichopoda, 1607 nucleotides. RefSeq names its product THO complex subunit 7A. NCBI's taxonomy places the organism in Eukaryota, Viridiplantae, Streptophyta, Magnoliopsida, Amborellales, Amborellaceae. Gene Ontology annotation, biological process: mRNA processing; mRNA export from nucleus. The record is from RefSeq and is a predicted model, not a curated record. Gene Ontology annotation, cellular component: THO complex part of transcription export complex.
UUUACCCGGCGAUAGACGGACGAUACUAAAGUAAUGCAUUUUUGUUGAAUGGAUCUCUCUCUCUAACAAAAAUAGUUGUGAAUUUGGAGUUUUGGACUUCCCAUUUCUGCGGUGAGGGUUUUGCAAUUUCUUCAAGGCCUUGGUUUCUUUGUGGUGGGGUUUUCCCCUGGAACCUGCCUAUAAUGGUUUAACAGCGAAUACCUUCUCUGUGUCUCUAUCUUUCUCUGGCACAAGACCUAGGUUUUGUUCACCAGUUUUCUGGCCCUCAGAACACAACCCAAUGUUGGCAAAGGGAAGAAAACUUGGGGGUCGGAGAGAAGAGAUUGGCGCUCACUAUGCGAUUGGCCCCCUGGAAGAUGACAUUGUGAUAAAACACAGGCUGCUCACACGCAUCACCACCACAAGAGGUGAACCCCCACUGAAAAAACUUCACAAAAAAUUCGUCGCUUUUGCGCAAGAAAUCGAUAAGGAUGCUGAUAACUAUGGGGAUUGUGAGAGACUAUACAAAACAUUUUUGCAAGAGGUCACUAGCUUCGAGCUGCCCCUUCUCAAAAGCAAAGCUGUUAUUGAUGCUAAUCGUAGAGAGAAGGAGUACUUCAAUGAGCUUCAAGGAGAGCUACAUAGAGAUAUAUCUCAGGGUCGAGCUGAGAUCGAGGAGCUUAAGAAACAAUUGGAGGAGAGUAAGGUAGAGAGGCAACACAAGGAGGAGUGUGAAACAAUUAGGAAGCUUGUUGCUAUGCAGCCACCAAGGGUGGAGACUCAAAAAGCUAUAUCGGACCUAGAAAGAGAAAUCAUGGUUUUGGAGGCUGAGAAUGCUGCUGGUUCGAGGACAUUGGAGCUUCGAAAGAAGCAAUUUUCUCUGCUCUUGCAUGUGGUUGAUGAGUUGCAGAAUACGAUUGAUGAAGAGCAAAGGAAUUUGGCCGAAGAGCUGAGAAAUGCCAUGGAAGAAGAGCACAAGAGUAGUGUGGAGGAUGCUAGUGGAAGUUCAGAGCCCAUGCUUCUUGAUUAAUCUCUCUCUGAGCCCAUGCUUUUGGGUUAAUCACUUUAUUCUCUCUCUGGAUGAAGGGCUCGAGAGCUUUUGGGUUAAUCACUUUAUACUUUUGUGAAGAGCUUCUAUUGUUUUUGUGGCCAAAUAAGCAGUUUUAUAGAAUUAUUCACGUUUGGUUUACGUGAAAAUGUUUUCUAAAAAAAUAUUUUCACAUGAAAAAAUUCUCUUAUGUGGUUAGGAAUAUUUUUGCAUUAGUUAGUUGUCAAUGGUUGUGAAAAGAUCUACAAUGACCAAUUGGUAUGAAAAUAUUCCCACGUAAUAUUUAAUGUGAAAAUGUUUUUUAGAAAAUAUUUUUAUGUGGACCAAAUGUUUAUUUUUUUUGGGUAAGUGGUUUCAUCUGACUUCAUCGAAGGAGCCUAGUAAACCCUUUGGUUCCUUUAUAUAAUGUGAUAGCGUUUUAAAAUUCGCCUGGUUGAAGGGAAGGGGUUCGACUUCUUCGACCUGAAUCAUUGGGGGCACCAGGCGGAUUCCUCUAUGGGAAUCGUCAAAUGAGAAUCGCCUGGUUAACUGAUGAGAUCCGGGAGAUGCCUGCAUAAUAUAGAGACCUAUUUCUCUUGAA